CUUUUCCGUAUAAAAGGACAUGCGUUUUAACAGUUAUCAAGCAUAAUUUCGGUGAGCGUGGUUAUUUCCUUGAUUAUUUUCAUCGCUGUUGGGUUUUGUCACGCCACAAAGGAUUUAUCAAAAUGAAGUCUUUCUACUGUUUGGAUGUUAUCAUUUGUUCGACAGUUGUUGUUGUGGCCUUAGCUGGAUUUUCCGACGCUGAAUCCGAGCAACGGAGUUUAUUUGAGCUGGAGCAAAAAAACCGGCGCACGGCCGGUGGACCCUCCGGACUGAUAGCUUUUCCGCGCGUCGGACGCAGCGAUCCGAAUCUGGUGAAUAAUUUGCAUGAAGCUGACAUCUCAGCGCUCGGCGAAAGCAUCAUGUACCCCGCCUCCUUGGAGGACUACGAAGUAGAAUAUCCAAAAAGCGAAAUGAAGCGCGCCAGCCUGAUACCCUUCCCACGGGUGGGCCGCACCGAUGCGGAGCUGAGGAAGUGGGCGCACAUUAUGGCGCUGCAGCAGGCACUGAACAAGGCCACCGGCCCCAGCGCUACUUCAGGCCUAUGGUUCGGCCCACGCUUAGGUAAGCGCAGCGUGGACGCGCAACGACAACAGCAAACACACAAGUCGCCUGCCAGUGGCCAAAAGGAGCUGUACUAAGCGCUGUGCGACAUCAACAACACAAAUAUACCAAUCGACAUUGACGAACCACAAAUGCAAACGAUUAGGCCGACGAUUUUUGAAUCACUGAAACCAUACCAAGUUACCCAAAUGUUAAGUUAGCGCAAUUGUCAUAGCAGAUAAAACUAAAAUUUUAUGCAAAAGUGAAAAAAUAUAAACGAAAAAAUUAAGAAAUAGCACAAAACAUACAAAUAUACACUUACUUAUAUACACAUGUGUAGAUAGUGUCUUUGGUGGAGUUUAGAGAGUUAGUAAAAUCAGUAUGCUAGAUGCGCAAAGCAAACUAAAAGACUAUAAGUAUUUAAUAAAAAAAAAAAUUAUAAAGAGAUCGACUUUCGAAUUUGUUGUUUUUGUAAAUUUUAGUUUUUACCUACGCAUUUAUUGCAUAUUAAAAAGAAACUAUAACAAAAACAGAAAUCAUGCCACUUGCACAGGUGUUGCUUUUGUUUUGUAAAUAUUCUCUUCAAAUGGGCUGGUGAGGGCUUUCAAUGCAAGGCAAACACCAAAGCAAAA
This is a messenger RNA of Bactrocera dorsalis (oriental fruit fly), 1172 nucleotides long. Its product is annotated as cardio acceleratory peptide 2b. The coding region runs from base 123 to 638 and encodes 171 amino acids. The transcript is spliced from 5 exons. NCBI's taxonomy places the organism in Eukaryota, Metazoa, Arthropoda, Insecta, Diptera, Tephritidae. The record is from RefSeq and is a predicted model, not a curated record.